Messenger RNA from Parus major (Great Tit), 1423 nucleotides. RefSeq names its product RNA polymerase II elongation factor ELL2-like. NCBI's taxonomy places the organism in Eukaryota, Metazoa, Chordata, Aves, Passeriformes, Paridae. The transcript has 5 exons. Bases 979 to 1233 code for a protein of 84 amino acids. The record is from RefSeq and is a predicted model, not a curated record.
AGGAGAGGCUUGGAGGGGGCGACCUGUGGGAGGAAGGGGUUAUGGGAGGGGCGGGGUGGAGGGAAGGACAGCACGUUGUUGACGCCAUUUUUGCUCAGCACAUGUUCUUGAGUAAGUUCAGCCGAGCACCCCCUUCCUUGUAAGGAGGAUUUUAAGCUAUGUUUUUUGGGGCUUUCUGCGGGGAGGAAAGGGUAUGGGGAGGAGUUUUUGUCUGUCUGCAAUGCCUCAGACAAACUCUCUGACCGGGGAGCCGAGGGAAGGGGGUGGGAAGAGGGAGCCGGAGGCUUUUGCCUCUGUAGAAUGGCUUUCCAAAUUAAAAGAAACAGUGGGAGGUAUUUGCCAGCUGUGCUGUCCCCCAAUUCAACUUGCAGUGAGUGUUUGCCCAACCUUUUCCCAGUCAGGCAGGGAAUCAACAUUCAAAUCCGGAAAAUGCAAAAAAACCCAUUUUACUAAUUUCUUCAGCUUUUAUUUUGAGAAAUUGAUAUUUCCAGCCUUUAAAAUAUUCUUAAUAUGGGAAUAUUUAUUCCUUUCCUGUGUAGACAAAAGAGAACCCAUGGCCAAUCUUAAGGCUUUACUACACAGACUGGUCUAACCUUUUUUACCUCCGAGAAAAGCAGAAAAGAUCCAAACUGCGGUCAGGGUUUAAAAACCACCGCGGAGCCCGGGACAUGCUGCCAGUGCACCCCCCCACACACACCACGUGUGCAGCCACGUGGGCUCCCCUGGUCCCGAUACCGGGGAGAGGCUCUGGCACCAGCACUACCACCACUGUGACUUGCAAAACCCCACAACAACCACCGGAUCUCCCGCAGCCCCGUGCCCCCCCAAGUACCUGUUUCCUGAAGGACGCGUGGUGUUCAAAGAAAAGAAAAAAAAGGUUCUCGGUCCAAGUUGACUCGUGUUCUCACCGAGCUACCAACUCGACCCUCGUCAGUAAAGACUGCGGGGAGAAAGAAAAGAUACUUUCAUUGCCCCUACAUGUUCUGCAACAGCCAACCAACCAGACUACUUGAGGAACAAACUGUGAAAUAUAACCCAGAAGAAGAGUCCCCUCUGCUCCUUUACUCGUUCAAUGGACUUGUGUUCAAGAUGCUGCUUCAUCAAAUCCUAGCAGAUUAUCCGCAGAUACAACAGGGUAGCCCCAGCUAUUUUGAAAUGAAGAACAGCUGCCUGUACCUCCACAACAAGCUGUCAGAUAUUCAGAGCCGCAUAUCUGAAUUUUAUAAGCAGUAAGUGGAGUCUUGGCACCAGGCAUCUGCUUCAGCCUGAAAUAUCUAUGAACUCUGGAUAUUUAUUUGUAACAGAAGAUUAGGCUUUUAGGAUUUUUGAAGUUAGUAUUGAACAGUAGGUUGUGUUAGCACUGAGCAAUAGAUUACUUCCUAAAAAGGUAGGAUUAGUUCAAAGAAGUUUACUAAGUUUAAGA